CUGUGUGUCCGGAAGCCUCUGCAGUCACUGAAGUUAGAGGAUUCGUGGGAGGACAAGUCACUAUCCACUGCUCUCAUGUACAAUCGGAAAACAACGUCAAAUACUUCUGCAAGAGGUCGUCCCUGGGGAAGGACAUCCUGGUUAAAACGAAGGGGAGCGAAAGUUACACACAGAGAGGGAGGAAGGAUACACAGCACAGCACAGUAUAGUAUAGUAUAGUAUAGUAUAGUAUAGUAUAGUAUAGUAUAUUAUAGUAUAGUAUAGCAUAGUAUAGUAUAGUAUAGCAUAGCAUAGCAUAGUAUAGUAUAGUAUAGUAUAGUAUAGUAUGGUCUAGUAUAGUAUAGUAUAUUAUAGUAUAGUAUAGUAUAGCAUAUCAUAGUAUAGUAUAGUAUAGUAUAGUAUAGUAUAGUAUAGUAUAGUAUAGUAUAGCAUAGUAUAGCAUAGCAUAGUAUAGUAUAGUAUAGUAUAGUAUAGUAUAGUAUAGCAUAGCAUAGCAUAGCAUAGCAUAGCAUAGCAUAGUAUAGUAUAUCAUAGCAUAGCAUAGCAUAGCAUAGCAUAGCAUAGCAUAGCAUAGCAUAGUAUAGUAUAUUAUAGUAUAGUAUAGUAUAGUAUAGUAUAGUAUAGUAUAGUAUAGUAUAGUUGAUUCUGAUGAAUGCUGAAACGUCAAGCUUAAAAUAGUUGUUUAAAUAAAAUAGUAUGUUUUUAAUGGUGAGCCUUUUGCCUUUCAAUGAUGAUGUAAAUUCUUUGGUUGCACCUCGACUCACGUUGGUUGAGCGCCCUCCACUUUUCCCCAGGUGCAGUAUAGACGACAGAGGAGAUGGAGACUUCACUGUGGUCAUCACUGGGCUGGUGGAGAGAGACUCUGGAACGUACUGGUGUGGAGUGGGAGGGACUGUCCCAGGCUCGUUCCAGGAAGUACAUCUUACUGUUAGCAAAGGUGAGUUGUCAACAGAAAAUCAUGUUUAUAUUAUACAACCUUU
Molecule: messenger RNA, 980 nt
Organism: Coregonus sp. 'balchen'
Lineage: Eukaryota; Metazoa; Chordata; Actinopteri; Salmoniformes; Salmonidae
Source: the annotation of a GenBank genome assembly